This is a messenger RNA of Dacryopinax primogenitus, 1437 nucleotides long. RefSeq names its product MFS general substrate transporter. The record is from RefSeq and is a predicted model, not a curated record. Gene Ontology annotation, molecular function: transmembrane transporter activity. NCBI's taxonomy places the organism in Eukaryota, Fungi, Basidiomycota, Dacrymycetes, Dacrymycetales, Dacrymycetaceae. The coding region runs from base 249 to 1382 and encodes 377 amino acids. Gene Ontology annotation, biological process: transmembrane transport. The transcript has 12 exons. Gene Ontology annotation, cellular component: membrane.
CUGAGAUCACCACCGUGCCUGUCAUCGACCAACCACCGUUGUCUGCUCAGACCCUGACCCCGACCUCUGUCAAAGGGCUCCGGGAGCGAGAAACCACACUCAUCAGCGAGGAAGAUGGGAUUGAGCUGCCUACCCUUGCAAAUAAUAGUAGACUUUCGGAGGAGGAGAGGCUGCAAGUUAGACCGGGGUUGAUCAAGACCAAGGGACAGGAACGCAUAGCGGUGGUAGCAUUGUGGUGGUGCUUGUUCAUGGCUGGAUGGAAUGAUGCUAGCACUGGUCCUCUCCUUCCUCGUAUUCAGGAGAACUACAAUGUCAAUUUCACCAUCGUAUCCAUUCUUUUCAUCUGCAAUUUUAUAGGCUUCACGAGCGCGGCGGUGUUGAACGUCCGACUGACCGAUCUGUGGGGUUUUGGAGCCACUAUCGCGCUUGGUGCAGCUUGCCAAGUUGUGGCUUACACAAUCGACACGCCAGCUCCACCUUACCCACUAUUCUGUAUCGCUUUCGUCAUCAACGGCUUUGGCAUCGGGCUGCAAGAUGCACAAGCGAACACUUUUGUAGCGUGCUUAACUGAUGCCGAUACUAAGAUGGGCUGGCUGCACGCGUUCUAUGGCGUAGGCGCUCUAGUCGCCCCUUUGAUCGCAACACAAUUCGCUCAAAUGACUCGAUGGUCCUUCCACUAUUUGGUCUCUCUGUGCAUUUCAGUGACCAAUCUUGCUGUGCUGCUUUACGUAUUCCGCUUGAAGAGCCAGGAAGACCUGCUCGGUAUUUCGGAACACCAUCUCGAAGAUGCCCAGAUUCAGGGUAACAAGUAUAAACGCAUGUUUGCGUUGAAGAUACUCCAUCUCCUCGCCUUCUUUGCUCUUGUCUAUGUUGGCCUGGAGGUGACUAUCGGAGGAUGGAUCGUCACAUACGUCAUCGAUGUGAGAGGAGGCGGCGCUUCUUCAGGUUACGUGUCCUCAGGUUUCUUCGGUGGCCUCACUCUGGGCCGUGUCCUACUUCUAUGGGUGAACAAGAAGGUUGGACCAAAAUACGUUGUAAUGAUGUACUGUCUGCUUUGCAUUGCUCUUGAGAUUAUCAUUUGGUUUGUUCGCGCAAUCAUCGGAGAUGCCGUCUCUGUCUCUCUUGUUGGGCUAUUCCUCGGCCCCAUUUAUCCUAUCAUCAUGAACGUCGCUAGCCGGAUUCUUCCCCGAUCUCUGCUAGCUGGGUCCAUAGGGUGGAUAGCGAGCUUUGGCCAAGUAGGAUCUGCUGUGUUUCCGUUCAUAACUGGUGCUCUCUCACAACAUUAUGGUGUACAAGUUCUUGAGCCUAUCCUUGUGGGCAUGUUAGCUCUCCUCAUUGCCUUGUGGGCGAUGGUUCCCACUCGGCCAAAAACGGACGAUUGAGCAAUUUUGGUUUCUUAGUUGUAUUCAACAAUUAUGUUGUAGUUUUCAAUAUGGG